Messenger RNA from Ceutorhynchus assimilis (cabbage seed weevil), 1760 nucleotides. The record is from the annotation of a GenBank genome assembly. NCBI's taxonomy places the organism in Eukaryota, Metazoa, Arthropoda, Insecta, Coleoptera, Curculionidae.
UGAAAACAAAGUCACAGACAUCCAAUAGCCGGCAAAAAAUCGCGAAUAUAGGCCGACAAACCUAAUUUUGUGUCUCGCGCCAUCAAUUUUUUUUUCAUUCCACGGAGUCUCGCGUAAAUCAGAAACCUUUCGUCAGUCUCAGUGCGUAUUUCAGUGUUAGACAAAAAUAAUAAUAAACGUUAUCAGCCCAUAGCUUAAAUGCCUUAUAAUUAUUGCAAAAUGUCAAGAACUAAGCUAAUAUUAGUUGAACGCCGGAGUUUGCUGCUGAUGUGAUUUUCAAAUGUGGUGGAACCUCGAAUAAAGUGGAAUUCUGCCUAUGUAAAUUUAUUAGGUCAUCGUUUCUGUUUUAACCUAAACCGCGAUUUUUUAUUGUUUGAAUUUUAAUAGUUAUUUCAGUUUAUACUCCUGACAAAAAAAUGGACUUCGUAUGUGGAGGUUUAGCAGCCAGCGGUGCAUGUUUAUUCAGCAACCCCUUCGACGUUCUCAAAACUCGGAUGCAACUGCAAGGGGAACUGCAGGCAAAAGGGCAACACACGGUCCAUUACCGAAACCCGUUUCACGCAGGGUACGUUGUAGCCAAAAACGAGGGCAUUAGAGGGUUGCAGAAAGGGCUCGGAGUAGCUAUGGUUUUACAUGGAGUUCGAAAUUGUGUUAGAUUAGGUAUUUACCAAACUUUGGAAAACAAAGGCUUUUUGAGAGACUCGACUGGGAAAACUGUACUGUACAAAAGUGCUUUGGGUAGCGCAUUUGCUGGUGCUACUGGAGCGUUUUUUGGAAGCCCACUUUUCCUUAUUAAGACUCAGCUUCAGUCGCAGGCUGCUAGACAAAUUGCAGUUGGUACUCAGCAUGGGCAUAACAGCGCCAUUCAUGCUAUCAAAACUAUUUACAUUCAAAAUGGAAUAACUGGUCUAUGGAGAGGCGUAAACGGUACGAUGCUCCGAGCGCUGGUUGGUUCUUCAGCCCAACUGACAACAUUCGCGAUAUCGAAAGACAAACUUAAAGAGAUUGAGUACUUGAAGAAAUCGCCCUUACUAAUUUCUUUGGUUGCCAGUAUUUUUAGUGGUUUCAUACAAACAAUUAUGAUAAAUCCUUUUGAUGUGGUGUCGACAAGGCUCUACAAUCAAGGAGUCGAUGCUAACGGUAAAGGUCUGCUCUACACGGGCGUGGUAGACUGUUUUGCGAAAAUCUUCAAGUCAGAAGGAGUCGCCGGCAUUUACAAAGGCGUCAUUGCUAAUUAUAUGAGAUUAGCUCCACACUCUUUAUUCUGCUUAUUAUUCUGGGAUAUUCUCAAAGAUCUAAAAGUCCGAUACAUUACUUCGAGUCCGAAACGAACGCUGCUUGUAGAAAAUCGGUAACACAUACCUAUUUUUUAAUCUUAAACUCCUAAAGGAAUAGUUCCUAUAUUUCUUCAAUUUUUUUUUUAACUCGUGUACAGUGGGAAUCAUUGCAAUUGGCACACACUAUAAAAAUAUCUCUCGUAAUGUGUCAAAUCUGACACACCAGUAAUAGCAAAAUGCUGCACUAAUUAGAUUUAUUGGUUAGAAUUUUGACUCAAUACGAGGGAUUUUAAAGAGUGUGUGCCAAUUGCAAUGAUUCCCACUGUACAUAUUUGUGAUGUAGGCAUGUACCUAAAACAAGUGUAGACUUUUUUGCGUUAUUUUCGUUAUUUUAUAUUUGUAUUUAUAAUAAUGUUCUUAUUAAAUAUAUCUAUAUAGGUACUUUUUUAUUUAUUGUUAAAUAAAGGCAUUUUUAUGAAAGAA